AUGCUAAAAAAGUUCAAAGCAUUUUAUAACAAAGAUAACUUUAACAGUUCAGAAGGAUUAGUAGAUCCAUAUAAAUAUCACUGUACGUGUUAUUACAUUCUAAAAUACUUUCAAGUUUUGGAUAACGAACCUAAGCCAAUAUGGAGAUAUUUUAUUUUAAUUUUUCUUGGCAUUACUACAUUGCUUGCUUUGACUACUCUGGGGAUAACCGCAUCACAUGGAGUUGCGAUAAAUGAUCUUACUGCAAUAACUGAACCUGGAUGUUACUUCAUAAUUUUACUAUAUGAAUUAUUAAUGCUCUUAUGUACUGUUGAUAAUUUACCUCAAUAUCACGUGUUUUUGGACACACUGAGAAAAGAUUUUAAAUUCAUAUGCACGGAUGGAAAAAAAUACAGAGAAAGAUUUUUCAAUAACCAACUAAAGAUUUGGAAAAUGUGUAUACUAUCUGUUGUGUUUACGAGUUUCAUUGGUAUCGGCGUGGUAUGUAUCACGCUACUGUGGCUGCUCUGGUAUGUAUUAACGCACGAGCCAGGUGACGGAACCAGUCGCCCGCUUCUAAUCCCCUAUUGGUACUACGAUACCGACUUCGGCAAGACACCGUACUACGAAAUGGCAUUUGCAUUCUCCAACUUCUGUUCUUUGGCUUACGCUUAUAGCUACAUAUUUAUGAUCCAAACACAAAUAUUUUGGAUUGGGCAAAUAACGACUAAAGCUGAUCUAAUAAUAUGGUACAUUGAAGAUUUGAUGGAAGGACUUAAGAUACCGACUAAUACAUAUGAAACUGAACAAUUUGAGUCACAAAUCAAGUACAGAAUGGGUAUAAUAAUACGGGAACAUCUUUCUAUGUACAGGCUUCUAAAAAACUACACGAAAGUAUACAAAAAAUUACUUAUGUUUGAACAAAAAGCUGGUGGUCCUGUCGUCUGUUUGACCGCCUAUUGCAGCGCUGAGAAAUUAAAAGAUGGAGAAAUAAAUGCCAUAACGAUGUUACUGUGUGGUGGAACAAUUAUUGAAGUAUUUAUUCCCAGUUAUUUAUGUACAAUUAUGGGAAUGAAGUUACGAUCUGUUGGCGAGGCUUGUUUGGAUAUACCUUUUUGGGAUAUUGGAAAAAUGAUACGACCGUAUAUUAUUCUAAUGAUGCAAAGAUCGCUUCGACCACUACAACUGAAUGCUCCGGGAUUCGAGGAUGUCUCUGUUCAGACGUUUUCUAAUAAAAUGGCAUCUGCUUAUUCUUUUUUUAAUAUGUUGAGACAAGCAAAUAUUUAG
Messenger RNA from Papilio machaon (common yellow swallowtail), 1266 nucleotides. RefSeq lists its product as uncharacterized. Gene Ontology annotation, molecular function: olfactory receptor activity; odorant binding. The coding region runs from base 1 to 1266 and encodes 421 amino acids. The transcript has 8 exons. The record is from RefSeq and is a predicted model, not a curated record. Gene Ontology annotation, cellular component: plasma membrane. Gene Ontology annotation, biological process: sensory perception of smell; detection of chemical stimulus involved in sensory perception of smell. Lineage: Eukaryota; Metazoa; Arthropoda; Insecta; Lepidoptera; Papilionidae.